Molecule: messenger RNA, 708 nt
Organism: Sabethes cyaneus
Lineage: Eukaryota; Metazoa; Arthropoda; Insecta; Diptera; Culicidae
Exons: 3
Coding region: 1-708 (235 amino acids)
Source: RefSeq, a predicted model, not a curated record
AUGCCUCCACAAACAAUGCUUCGUUUCGGUUCGACUGAUAACAUAUCCAAGCGAACGAUUCCCGUUGUUGAUCCGGUAGAACAAUCGAAAAGAGAAUCGCGUAAAAUAGGUAGAAACUCGCAUUCACAACAACAACCUUCGCACAAUAUUAGAUCAUUGUCCGAAGAGUCCGCCGAUGCCGAAUCGGGAUGGUCAUCGGACAGGUCUCAUUGGAAGCCGCGAAAGUAUACCCGUAACUCUAACCGUCGCGAACGUGUGCCUACUGAUGAAUGUGAAUCCCGAUUGAACAGCUUACAGAAUAAAGAACUAGAAAAAGUGAAGCAAUCAUUCAAAGUGGCAGAAGAGACUCUAGACACCACGAACUGGAUUAGUCAUAGAAUUGAACUGGCAGAUGAAGCCAAAAAGCUUCCCCCAGUACGAAUUAAUCCCUUCCCGAAUUCACCGAAAAGACAAGAACAGAUCAAUGAGGAACUGAAUCGAAUGCUAGAACGUAAAAUCAUCGAAAAGUCCUACAGUGACUGGGCUUUACGCCUAGUCCCUGUAGACAAACCCGAUGGUUCGCUGGCACAGCGCGGUGGUAGUCGUGGAGUAGUCCAUCGUUCCGGCGGCGGUGACAAACCAAGGCCAAGCCGUGCACAUAUUGGAAUAUCCGGUGGCGGAGGUUUCCGUUCAAAUCGGGUUACGUCAGGUGGUGGCGGUGGUGUCUAA